GAGAUGAGAAAAUUAAAUGAUUCUGAACUGGCCAGAGGUCCCGAAGAAGUGUUUACAAUAAUUGGCAAAAUAGGGAGGGGAUCGUAUGGUAGUGUGUUCAAGGCAGUGCACAAAGAGACGGGCCAGGUUCUUGCCAUCAAGCAGGUCCCCGUGGAUACCGAUUUACAGGAGAUCAUUAAAGAGAUAUCUAUCAUGCAGCAGUGUGACAGUCCUUACAUUGUAAAAUACUAUGGGAGCUACUUCAAAAAUUCUGAUUUGCUGAUUGUGAUGGAGUAUUGUGGUGGAGGAUCUGUAUCCGACAUCAUGAGAAUCAGGAGGAAGACCUUAACAGAGGAGCCAAUAGCAACAGUUCUGCUGUACACACUAAAGGGCCUGGAGUACUUACACUAUCGCAAGAAAAUACACAGAGAUAUAAAAGCUGGCAACAUACUGUUGAACAACGAAGGGCAUGCGAAAUUGGCAGAUUUUGGGGUGGCUGGUCAGUUGACGGACACCAUGGCAAAGAGGAACACAGUGAUAGGAACUCCGUACUGGAUGGCUCCAGAAGUCAUUCAAGAAAUUGGCUACGACUGCGCCGCUGACAUCUGGAGUCUUGGAAUAACAGCUCUUGAGAUGGCAGAGGGCAAGCCUCCUUAUGGCGACAUCCAUCCAAUGAGAGCCAUCUUCAUGAUUCCCACACGACCGCCUCCGACCUUUCGUGACGUCAGUCGAUGGAGUGAGGACUUUGUAGAUUUUGUGUCCAAGUGUCUUGUCAAGAACCCCGAACAUCGAGUUACUGCUAAGGAGUUAUUGCAGCAUCCCUUCAUCAUCUCGAAAGCCAAGUCCAGUUCGAUCUUGAUGGAUAUGAUUCGAGAGGCCAAGGAGAUCCAGGAGGAAAACUUGUCUGGUGGUUCCAGGGACAGUUAUCUGGAUUCUAAUAAGGUAACAUUGUUUGGUACUUGCUGGUUGAAAUAG
Molecule: messenger RNA, 954 nt
Organism: Helobdella robusta
Lineage: Eukaryota; Metazoa; Annelida; Clitellata; Rhynchobdellida; Glossiphoniidae
Exons: 9
Biological process (GO): regulation of MAPK cascade; protein phosphorylation; intracellular signal transduction
Cellular component (GO): cytoplasm
Molecular function (GO): protein serine/threonine kinase activity; ATP binding
Source: RefSeq, a predicted model, not a curated record